AUGGAAAAUUAUCACAAAGUAAAGAAUGAUAUCCGCGAAUAUGUGAGACAGAAUAAUCUUGGGACGUCAACGCUGUGGAUCACCCUGCCGCAAUGGUACAAGUUCCAGGAAUACCUCGCAGACUAUUGUUUUGUCGGUCGCUUCCUCGGGCAGUUAUCAAUUAAGAUUGAAAAUGGCGAACCGGUACACUUCCUGCCAUGCCGUUACAAACAAAUGCGCUAUAGAAGCCCAAAUCACGUCCUUUGUAAUGACCCAAGCCAUACGCGUAGCGGACGGUCCACGUGA
Molecule: messenger RNA, 285 nt
Organism: Gongylonema pulchrum
Lineage: Eukaryota; Metazoa; Nematoda; Chromadorea; Rhabditida; Gongylonematidae
Source: the annotation of a GenBank genome assembly